AUGGAACGUGGAGACGACGUUGUGGGCGCCGCAUUUAGACAGGCGUGCCAGCAUGGCGACCUAGCGGCGGUGCAGGAUUUUCUUCGUCACGGGUGUGCCCUGGAGAGCGCCCCCUGUGAGGGCUGCACCGGGCUCUGGCUGGCAGCGGAGGCUGGCCGCACGGAGGUGGUGGCCUUCUUGUGCUCAAAGGGAGCCAACACAAACGUUGCGAGGUCUCCUGGCGGUGCCACUGCGCUGUUUGUGGCGUCGCAGAAUGGCCACACCGCCGUGGCGCGGUUGCUGCUGCAAUUUGGCGCGGAUCCCAACCUGGGCAGAGACACGGGUGCCACGCCCGUCUUUAUCGCGGCGCAGCAGGGGCACCUUGACCUUGUACGGCUGCUUCUCGAUGGCGGAGGAAACCCCGCAACUCCUAAUUAUCAGGGUGUGUCGCCCAUCAUGGUGGCGGCCCAUCAGGGAAACUUUGACUGCGUUCAGCUGCUGCGAGGGAAAGGGUGUGAUCCAUGCGAAGUCGCGAUGGGGCGAAAUAAGAUGGAGUGGGCCGAAGCGAAGGGCCAUGGAAAGGAUAUUGCCCAUGCGGUGAUGCAGGGGGCAGUUACCCACCCGGGUUUGGAGAUAUCGGAGGGCAAAAUCCCACGGUGUACGGCUGCUGCCGGCGGCGGGAAUGACAGCAGUGGAUGGAAUGAGCAAGAGGAUGGGGCACUCUCCACGCUGGGACGCAUGGAGUCUGAAACGGGAGAGGGAGAAAAUGGUCGGCAAGAAGACUCUACCUUUUCGCUUUCCAAGCCCCGCACGGGGGGCAUUUAUGAGCCACAGUACCUGUUGCGUGGACGCCACCCUGCGAGCUCGUUAAGUGCCGUGUCACAGAACCCCAGCAGAGAGGCAGUACAAGGUGAGCGGGAGAGGAGUAAGGCGCCGGAAGUGUCUUCCCGUGGUGGUGUUGCAUUCCGAGCUUCAGUGGGCCGACUCAAGUUCCUGGUGAGGCGUGAGGAGGAAGAAAAUGAGUCCUUUAGGGCGAGACAGCGAGGGAUGCUUCAGACGCAUCACCCCCGGCGGGUGGCUGCGGAGCCCCCGCCCAUAGACGCACAGGAGAUCGAGGCAAGGUGGGAAGUAUGGAAGCGAACUCUAUACGAGAAACUAAGGUAG
Molecule: messenger RNA, 1143 nt
Organism: Trypanosoma conorhini
Lineage: Eukaryota; Euglenozoa; Kinetoplastea; Trypanosomatida; Trypanosomatidae
Product: ankyrin
Exons: 1
Coding region: 1-1143 (380 amino acids)
Molecular function (GO): protein binding
Source: RefSeq, a predicted model, not a curated record